Molecule: messenger RNA, 234 nt
Organism: Cordyceps fumosorosea ARSEF 2679
Lineage: Eukaryota; Fungi; Ascomycota; Sordariomycetes; Hypocreales; Cordycipitaceae
Product: Carbohydrate/purine kinase
Exons: 1
Coding region: 1-234 (77 amino acids)
Molecular function (GO): kinase activity
Source: RefSeq, a predicted model, not a curated record
AUGGACAAACCAACCAGCUCGGUGGGAGCGGGAGACACAUUCAUUGCCGGGAUGCUCUUCGGACUGACGACGGCGGGUGGCGAUGGGGAUGAUGCAGCCUGGGACGCGCAUCGCUGCGUGCGCUUUGCCGUUGACCUGGCCACGCUCAAAGUGCAGCGCGAAGGGUUUGCCGGCUUGGGCGUCGAUAUUGAAUCAUGCACGCAAGAAGCGCCCUGGCCUGUGACGACGAUGUGA